Puntigrus tetrazona (Sumatra barb) is the source of this 1112-nucleotide messenger RNA. RefSeq names its product EEF1A lysine methyltransferase 1 (gene eef1akmt1). Gene Ontology annotation, molecular function: protein-lysine N-methyltransferase activity; nucleic acid binding. NCBI's taxonomy places the organism in Eukaryota, Metazoa, Chordata, Actinopteri, Cypriniformes, Cyprinidae. Gene Ontology annotation, biological process: methylation. The record is from RefSeq and is a predicted model, not a curated record.
GUAAUCGCGUUAGCGUUUAGUGCGACUGUACGCUUUCGGCCACCGUACCGUAAGCACGUGUGAAGCUGUUCUGCUCUGUUCCUAGUUUGCAAGUUACUGCUUAAAUACACACUGCCGCGGCGUCGUUCCUUGGCGAGGAUCCGUUACCAUGAGUGACAGCGACGACGAUGUGCCCGAGCUCUCCGCCGCGACUCUCGCAGCUCUGCAGGAGUUUUACGCCGAAAGUGGAAGAACAGGACUGGAACACAACUCCGUCAAGACCGAGAAGUUCUCCGUUGGUGCUGUAGAGGAAGACUGGCGCAUGAGUCAGUUCUGGUACACUGAAGACACGGCGGUACGGUUAGCAGAGGAAGUCCUGCAGCAGGCUGGAGAACAUGGGAGGAUAGCUUGUAUAAGUGCGCCCAGUGUCUAUCAAAAGCUGAAGCAGUUAGAAUCCACAAGGUCAGACAAUGUGUCUGCUGUUUUGCUGGAGUUUGACCGACGUUUCGCAGCGUAUGAAGAGGAGUUUGUCUUUUAUGAUUACAACAACCCCUGCCUGCCUGAGGACCUGCUUCCUCAGAGUUUUGAUAUCGUCAUCGCAGACCCUCCAUAUCUGUCUGAAGAGUGUCUCAGCAAGGUGACCCUCACCAUUAAGUACCUCUCUAAGGGCAAAAUCCUGCUCUGCACAGGAGCUAUUAUGGAGGAGCUUACUGGGAAGCUAAUGGAUUUGAAGAUGUGCAGUUUUUUACCAAAACACAAUCACAAUCUGGCCAAUGAGUUCCGCUGCUACGUUAACUACGAAUCAAGCCUUCUCUCGUGAAAAAGACUUUCAAUCUGACAACAUUUGAAAAUAGUUUUUCCUAUUAAACAGCAGCAGAUGAUUAUUUGGAACAAUAAAUACUCUCACUCCAAGAGGUGCAUAGCAGGAUCCAGAUAUUACAGCGGAGGAUUUGGCCCUUCAUCAGAGAUCUGCGAUCAGUCUUUGAUUAUACUUUGGCUGACUUGCAUUGUCAUUUGCACACCCAGCUUUCCGGCAUAAAAUUGAAGCAAACAAUCUAAGACAGUUUUACUUUGUGUCAAUGCAUAAAAUGGGCUUGACGUGAAUGUUUGAAGAAGUACAUUUGUACAUACUA